Molecule: messenger RNA, 3137 nt
Organism: Drosophila nasuta
Lineage: Eukaryota; Metazoa; Arthropoda; Insecta; Diptera; Drosophilidae
Gene: Exo70
Product: exocyst complex component 7
Exons: 7
Coding region: 55-2142 (695 amino acids)
Biological process (GO): exocytosis
Cellular component (GO): exocyst
Molecular function (GO): phosphatidylinositol-4,5-bisphosphate binding
Source: RefSeq, a predicted model, not a curated record
CCCAUUAUUGUGUUGUUACCUGUGUGUAGUGAAUGAUGCAAAAUCAAAACAAAGAUGAAUAAUUUGGAUAGUUCAGUGCAAGCACACACCAAAUUGGAAAAGGAAACUACCAAUUUGGUGCUGCUCAAAGAUCGCGUUGACAAGUAUCAUGAUCUCUCCACGCAAAUGUCUAGCAUUCUCACUGUCUUCGAGAAGCGUUUGGGGAACUUGGAGCAAACGAUUUUGCCUGUCUACCAAGAAACGGAGCAACUGCAAAAACGUCAGCAAAAUUUGGAAGCCACACUAAAUUGCCUUGAGAGCGUACUUUCGCACUACGAUGUUUCUCAGGAAGUGUGUCAACUGAUUCAUCAGGGUCCCGUUGAGGGUAGCAUUGGCACCUUUCUGGAUGCAUUAGCCAAGCUACGCGCUGCCAUGGAUUACUUCCUUCACCACAAUUCGCAAAGUGUGGAACUAGAGAAUGUCACCAGUUUGUUCAACACAGGUUGCGAGGGCCUCAAUCAACACUAUAGCAUGCUGCUUAAAAAGCAUAGCGCACCAUUAAAACCUGUGGAACUGCUGGAUCUCAUCUAUAUCGAAGAUGAUUCAUCGAGCGAUGAGUAUACGUCAUUUCGUCAGCUAUCGCAGACAACCCGUGAGGAGCUGUGCACAAUAUCGCUGUGGCUCGAGCAGAAUUUACGGGAGUACACGCACAUCUAUGCAACGGAGCGAGGAGAAGUGGUGUUGCGUUCACUGCAGUUACUAAAGGAUCACCAAAAGAGCAGUAGUUGGGGCACUGAAGCUUUGAGACCACGUCACAGUGGACGGCAGAACCAAGAGCCCAAGAGGAACACCUCGGCACGACUGCAGCAAAUCUUCGAGAAGAAGGCCAACAAGCUGUAUUUGCGUGCAACACAGACUCUUGAGCAGUCCACGGGCAUCUCCAUAAAAAAAGCCUCCUCGCAUACUGAUCAUUUGACAUCCGAGGAUCUGCUCGAUGGCGAUCAAGAACUGGACAAGUAUUUGGUCAUGCUGCUCGGUCUGCAGCGACUGCUAAACUGGGAGCGUGCAAUAAUGCGAGACAUUAUACCACAGUCAAAGCACAACGAAGUCUUUGCACGCCUCGCCUACAAUGCCAUCGAGCUGGUGGUCAAGGAUGCCGAGGCGAUAACCCAACGCAUACUCCGCUGCAUCUCACGAAAGGAAUGGACGUCGGCUCUGGGCAUCUUCUCGGCGUUGAAGCGCGUCAUUUUGCUGCAACCCGAUAUAGAGCGCACCUAUGAUGCAGCACAGCGCGAACAGUUGACCAAGGUGCUCAAUAAACUGCAACAUACGGGAUCCAAGGCAUUAGAGCAUUUCCUGGACGUGGUCAAGGGCGAGUCAAGCACAAACAUUGUGGGACAAAGCAAUGUGCCCAAGGAUGCAACAGUGCACGAGUUGACCUCAAAUACGAUUUGGUUUAUCGAGCAUUUGUACGAACACUUUGAUGUAAUUGGCGCCAUACUCGCCCAGGAUGUGCUCUACUCCACGCAGCUGGACACCAUACUGAUGAAGAAGGCGCUGCCCGGCGAGGAGCGCAAUAAGGCGCUGCUUGCCAUCUACAUAAAGAAAGCGCUGGCGGAGCUAAAUCUGUCCAUUAUGAACAAGUGCGAACAGUACAAUGAUCAGGCAACGAAGCAUCUAUUCCGGCUGAAUAAUAUACACUAUAUACUCAAAUCGCUGCAGCGCUCCAAUCUGAUUGAUCUGGUCACGCUGGCAGAGCCAGAAUGCGAGCAUAGCUAUCUGGAGAUGAUACGUGAGCUGAAGACAAGCUAUCAGAAGACUUGGUCGAAGAUGCUGUCGGGCAUUUCUUCGCUGGAUGAACUGCCUAAGCCAGUGGCCGGGAAGGUCAAAGACAAGGAUCGCAGCGUGCUGAAGGAGCGUUUCUCGACCUUCAACAAGGACUUUGAGGAGGCUUGCAAGAUACAACGCGGCAUUUCCAUACCCGAUGUCAUAUUGCGCGAGGGCAUUAAACGCGAUAAUGCGGAGCACAUACUGCCCAAGUACAAUCGCUUCCACGAUACGUAUUAUAUGGUGCAGUUCAGCAAGAAUCCCGACAAGUACGUCAAGUAUCGGCCGCAUGAGAUAAACGCUAUGCUGAGCAAGCUAUUUGAUGACUCCGCCUAGAUUGCAUUCCCCCUAGAUUUUUGGAGUUUUGGGUUUUCGGAUUCGUUCGGCUUUUUAAUUCCAACACAAAUAAAUAUCGUUUUAAAAAAUACACAUACAAUACGUAUCGACUAUAGUAGCCUAAAAAUAUUAAAUGCCAUGUAAAAUGUAAAAUGAUGCGCCCCGAUUGCGGUUUGGCGGAUCAGUAAAGGAAGUUGUUCGAUGGCGCCUCGGGGCGUCCACAGGCGCCAUAGUGAUGCACACCUACUGUGCUAUUGGUGCGACAAUUCUCAAUGUCCAGGAAACAAUCGUUCAAAUAUGUCUUAUUAUCGUUGCCGCACACGGGCUCAAAUUCCCUCGGACAGAUGCGGGCGCAGCCCUUAAACUGAAAAGCGGCCAGGCAACGCUUCAGUGGCACCACAAACACAUGCUUGCCGCAAUUCUCCUUGCGCAUGUGGCACUCCGAUUUGUAGAACUUAUUAUCCGAUCCACACACAAAGUUCGGUGGCUGAGCAUCACAAUCCGAUUCACAGUCUGCAGUCAAGGCGCAAUUCUUCAGUGAAACUGGCACCACACGCAGAUUGCAGGUGCGUCGCUUGAACUCGCACAUCGAGGCAAAGGUGUUGCCAUCGGAACCGCACACCGGCUGCUGCUCCAGAUCUGCUCGUGUGCACGCAUCACCGCAGUCCCUGGUGGGGCUGUUCAGAUCCGUGCAGGGUCCAAUGUGCGCCAAAUUAACGCCGCGCCUGAAACGCAAAAGAAAGAGGAAAGCUACUGUAGAGUGUGCUCGACUAUGAAGAACUCCCUAGUCAACUUGGUUUACAGCUUUGUUCCUUAAAUAACAAUCAAUUAUCCCUUUUUAAUUUGAAAUCUGAAUUUUAGAAUUAUUUUUAUAGUGCUUUAAGAAAUGCAAAAAAAAUUGGCAACAUCUUUCCAUUCCUUCCUUCCAUUCUCCAUUCACAAUCACAAUCUAGAUUCUAGAAGUCUAUAAUUAAAGUGUUUCCAAAAAGAAAUGC